This is a messenger RNA of Leptinotarsa decemlineata (Colorado potato beetle), 937 nucleotides long. Its product is annotated as tRNA (guanine-N(7)-)-methyltransferase. Gene Ontology annotation, cellular component: tRNA methyltransferase complex. The record is from RefSeq and is a predicted model, not a curated record. Gene Ontology annotation, molecular function: tRNA (guanine(46)-N7)-methyltransferase activity. Lineage: Eukaryota; Metazoa; Arthropoda; Insecta; Coleoptera; Chrysomelidae. Gene Ontology annotation, biological process: RNA (guanine-N7)-methylation; tRNA methylation.
AGACUGUUUUCAAUUCUUUGUAAAUAACGUCACUAAUUUCAAACUAACUGUGUUUAUGGAAUUAAUUAAUAAAAUGGAAAAUUUGGCAUCUGAAUCCGUUUUGACUGAAUCUAUGUCGACAAUGUCUUUACCGCAGAAAAGGUUUUACAGACAAAGAGCUCACUCCAACCCUAUAGCAGAUCACUGUUUCGAUUACCCUCAGACUCCAGAGCUCAUGGACUGGAGUAAGUAUUACCCUGAAAAGUUCAGUCAGAAUCCGGCAAGUCCUCCACAGGUUGAAUUUGCCGAUAUUGGAUGUGGUUAUGGGGGACUGCUCAUUACAUUAUCCCCGAUGUUUCCAGAAACUCUCAUGUUGGGGAUUGAGAUCAGGGUAAAAGUUUCAGAUUACGUAAUGGACAGAAUCGCGGCUUUACGAUCUCAAAAUCCCAGGCAGUAUCAGAAUAUCGCUUGUUUGAGGUCAAACGCCAUGAAAUAUUUGCCAAAUUAUUUCAGAAAGGGACAGUUGAAAAAGAUUUUCUUUCUAUAUCCAGACCCCCAUUUCAAGAAGGCAAAGCAUAAGUGGAGAAUAGUCAGUCAGAAUUUACUGGCUGAGUAUGCAUACGUUCUAGACGAAGGGGGUGUUGUUUACACAGUAACAGAUGUAAAAGAUUUGCAUGAGUGGAUGGUGAAGCAUUUCGAAAAACACCCACUGUUCGUCAGAAUUUCCGAUGAAGAACUGAAAGAGGAUCCUAUAGUUGAGAAACUGUACAGCAGUUCCGAGGAGGGCCAGAAAGUCACUAGAAAUAAUGGAAACAAAUUUUUAGCUGUAUUCAGGAGAAUAAAGGAUCCUUUUUACGACAAAUAAUAAAUUUGUCAUUAUUUUAUAUUUUCCAAGACCAUUUGGAAUACGAAUGAUUGUUAUUUAUAUUUUUAAUGUUAAUAAACAUAACAUGACCAA